Cotesia congregata is the source of this 567-nucleotide messenger RNA. The record is from the annotation of a GenBank genome assembly. NCBI's taxonomy places the organism in Eukaryota, Metazoa, Arthropoda, Insecta, Hymenoptera, Braconidae.
AUGAAAGACUCCUAUCAAUUCGUUGAGAGAAUUAAGUCUGUGUUGGUGGAUGAUGACUACUUACUCAUUUCUUUAGACGUAGUUUCAUUAUUCACUAAUGUAAAGCAAGACCUAAUAAUUACCAUCAUUAAAGAACGGUGGAAUGUCAUAAAAGAUUUUAUCAAUUUGGACCAAGAUCUCCUAUUAGAUCUCGUGAAAUUUUGUUUUCACUCUGGGUAUUUCCUGUUUCAAAGGAAUUAUUAUAUACAGAAAGAAGGAUGCGGGAUGGGUAGUCCAGCAAGUCCCGUGAUUGCCAUCACUGCAGUAGAUUAUGUGAUAUCAAAAGCCCUGGAGAAAGCCAUACGUCUAAGUCAUGUGAAUAUGGUGGCUGUAAGUACUGGUAAAGUGAAACACUUGCUCAUGAACAACAACUAUCCGUCAUCUCUUCUCAGGAAGUGUGAGAAAAUUACUAAUGAUAGAAUUAAUAGUAAUUUGAGGAUUGAGGCUGGUUUGAGAGGGUGGUCGUUCUGUAAGUUUCCCUAUAUUGAAGGAUUGGAUGCUUGUUCAGGCAGACUAAUUGUAAAUUAG